AUGGCUACAGUUGAAAAGGUUUCGAUUCUAGGAUCUGAAACCAUUCACGUUGGUUAUGGUAUUCAGGAACAUAUAGUUGAAGAGAUUCUCAAGACUCAAAACUCAUCAACUUAUGUUAUCAUUACUGAUGCUAAUAUGGCUAAGACUACUCCAUAUAUUAAAUUAAAAUCAAAAUUCGAACAAGAAUUAAAUGCAAAGAAGCCUGAUUCAAGAUUAUUAUCUUAUAUUGUACCACCUGGCGAGGAUAACAAGAAUCGUGAAACCAAAGCUGCUGUUGAAGAUUAUUUAUUACAAAAAGGUUGUACUAGAGAUACGGUGAUUUUAGCUGUUGGUGGUGGGGUUAUUGGUGAUAUGAUUGGUUUCGUUGCGGCCACUUUUAUGAGAGGUGUUAGAUUCAUUCAAAUUCCUACUAGUUUAUUAGCAAUGGUUGACUCCUCAAUUGGUGGUAAAACUGCUAUUGACACACCCUUAGGUAAAAAUUUUAUUGGUGCUUUCCACCAACCUCAAUAUGUUUUCAUUGAUGUUUCAUUUUUAGAAACUUUACCAACCAGACAAUUUAUUAAUGGAAUGGCUGAAGUUGUUAAAACUGCUGCUAUUUGGAAUGAAGAAGAAUUUACUAGAUUGGAAAAUUUUGCGAAAACUUUCAUUGAUGUUGUAACUGCCAAAGACAUCAACUUAUCAACAAUUAAAGAUGACGUCGUUAAAACUGUUUUAGAAUCUGCCAGAGUGAAAGCUGAUGUUGUUUCCAGUGAUGAAAAAGAAUUAGGUUUAAGAAACUUACUUAAUUUUGGUCAUACUAUUGGUCAUGCUAUUGAAGCUGUUUUAACUCCAGAAGCUUUACACGGUGAAUGUGUCUCUAUCGGUAUGAUCAAAGAAGCAGAAUUGGCCAGAUAUUUGGGUGUCUUAUCACCUGUUGCUGUUGCCAGAUUAUCAAAAUGUCUCGCUGCUUAUAAAUUACCUAUUUCAAUUGAUGAAAAAUCUUUCUUAAAGAAAGUUGGUAACAAACGUUUAAAUAUCAAUUUAGAUAUCUUAUUGAAGAAGAUGUCUAUUGAUAAGAAAAAUGACGGUAGUAAGAUCAGAUGUGUUUUAUUAGAAAGUAUCGGUAAAUGUUAUCAAUUGAAGGCUCAUCAAAUUUCAAAACAAGAUUUAGGUUUUGUCUUAACUGACGAAACCAUCGUUCAUCAUUUCCAUGAAUCCUCGGUUCCUUCAUCAAAUGUUGUCAUCCCACCAGGUUCUAAAUCUAUUUCUAAUAGAGCUUUGGUUUUGGCUGCUUUAGGUUCCGGCACUGUUAAAAUCAAAAACUUGUUACAUUCCGAUGAUACUAAACAUAUGUUAGCUGCUGUUUCAUCAUUGAAGGGAGCUGAAAUUUCUACCGAAGAGAAUGGGGAAGUAUUAGUUGUGAAAGGUAAUGGUGGUGAAAUGGUAACUUCAAAUGAAGAAUUAUAUUUAGGUAAUGCCGGUACUGCUUCAAGAUUCUUGACUACCGUAGCUUCUUUAGUUGGUAUCAAUAAAGAUUUAAACGAAAAGUCAGUCAUUUUAACUGGUAACGCAAGAAUGCAAGAAAGACCAAUUGGUCCCUUAGUCGAUGCAUUAAGAGAUAAUGGUUCAAGCAUCGAAUACUUGAACAAGGAAGGUUCUUUACCAUUGAAAAUUGAAGCUGGGAAAGGUCUUAAAGGUGGAAGAAUUGAAUUAGCUGCCACUAUUUCCUCACAGUAUGUUUCAUCGAUUUUAAUGUGUGCUCCUUAUGCUCAAGAGCCUGUCACUUUAUCUUUGGUUGGUGGUAAACCAAUUUCUCAACUUUACAUUGAUAUGACUGUUUCAAUGAUGAAAUCCUUUGGUAUCGAAGUAACUAAAUCUACUACCGAAGACUAUACCUACCAUAUUCCAAAAGGCUCAUACAAGAAUCCUGAGGAAUAUGUUAUUGAAUCUGAUGCUUCUUCUGCUACUUAUCCUUUAGCUUUUGCAGCUUUAACUGGUACUUCUUGUACUAUUCCGAAUAUCGGUUCUUCAUCAUUACAAGGAGAUGCUAGAUUCGCCGUCGAUGUGUUGAAGCCAAUGGGUUGUAAAGUUGAGCAAACCACUCAUUCAACCACUGUUACUGGUCCUCCUGUUGGUUCAUUAAAACCUUUACCACACGUUGAUAUGGAACCAAUGACCGAUGCCUUCUUGACUGCUUCUGUUGUUGCUGCUGUUGCUGUUGAUGGUGACAAAUUCACUUCAAUUACCGGUAUCGCCAACCAAAGGGUUAAAGAGUGUAAUAGAAUCGAAGCCAUGAUGUCCCAAUUGGCUAAAUUUGGUGUCAAAACCAAAGAAUUGUCAGAUGGUCUCGAAAUUCAUGGUAUCGAUUAUAAGAAAUUGAAAUCUCCAACUGCUGAACUUGGUGGUGUACAUACUUACGACGAUCAUAGAGUUGCCAUGUCAUUCUCCUUAUUGGCAGGUUUAUGUCCCGAGCCAGUUUUAAUCUUAGAAAGGUCAUGUACCGGAAAAACAUGGCCAGGUUGGUGGGAUAUCUUACAUACCAAAUUCAAUAUUGAACUUGACGGUUUUGAACCUAAAGAAUCUCACGCUUCAGCUUCUAAGAAAUUAGAUAACAAGAGUAUCGUCAUAAUCGGUAUGAGAGCUGCUGGUAAGACUACCCUUUCCAAAUGGAUUGCCAACCAUUUAGGUUACGAUUUCAUCGACCUUGAUGAUGUUUUCGUUAGCAGACAUAAGGAUAUUAGAGAAUAUAUCAAAGAACAUGGUUGGGAACAAUUCCGUAAAGAAGAAGCCAUCAUCGCCAAAGAAUUUAUUAACGUCAAUAACAAAAGACAUGUCAUUUCAACUGGUGGAGGGAUAGUAGAAGACGAAGAAUCAAGAAAUUCUUUAAAGAAAUAUAUCGAAAAUGAGGGACUUGUCUUACAUUUACAUCGUGACAUCGAGGAGACAGUCACAUUUUUAUCAGCAGAUACCUCAAGACCUGCUUAUGUUUCUGAAAUCAAAGAAGUCUGGAAGAGAAGAGAGAAAUGGUACUUCGAAUGUUCUAACUAUCAUUAUUUCUCACCCCAUUGUGAUUCAAAAACUGAAUUCGAAAGUUUGAGAAAAGUUUUCCUCAACUUCAUCAACACUAUAACUGGUUCAUCAGCUAAGAAAUUACCUAAGAAGAAAAGUUAUGCUUUAGAUUUGAAAGUUUCUUCUGUUUUGUCAUUGAAGUGUAAAUUCGAAGAGACUUCAGUUGGUACAUCAGCUGUAAACUUCAACAUUGACUGCUUAGAAAACUAUGAUUCUGCCUCAAUUUGCUCCGAAAUUGCUCAUCUUAGAAUGUAUACCACAUUGCCAAUAAUUUUCAGUGUGAAAACUCAAUCUCAAGGAGGCAAAUUCAAGAAUGAAGAUUUAGAAAAACUUGAAGACUUAUACAAUUUAGCUUUCAAGUUAGGUGUUGAAUAUGUUGAUAUUCAAUUGGAUUUACCUAACGAGCUUAUUUCCAAAAUAUCCGGAAACAAAGGUCAUACAGGUUUAAUAACUUCUUACUAUAGUAAGAAUGGGUGGGAUUCUGUUGAAUGGAACAAUAAGUAUACUUUAGCUGUUUCAUUAGGUGCUAAUGCGGUGAAAUUAGUGAGUAUUGCUAAUAGUUUCAAGGACAAUGUUAUGUUGGAACAGUUCAAGCUUUCCCACGAUACCAUUCCUAUGGUUGCUUACAAUGAAGGAGAAUCAGGAAAACUUUCCAAAAUUACUAACACUUUGUUCACACCUGUUAGUCACGAAUCCUUAACUGCUGGUGUCACCAAUGAUCUUUUAACAGUUCAAAGCUGUAACAAGCUUUUUGCAGAAAUCGGUGGUUAUAAGGAAUUGAAAUUUUGGAUCACAGGUGAACCUGUCUCCCACUCAAGAUCACCUCCAUUACAUUCUGCAGGUUAUCAAAAAUUAGGAUUACCUUAUAAAUUUGAUAGAUUCGAAACUUCUGAUCCGGCAAAAGUUUUCAAAACUUUAGUUGAAAAUGUUGAAGACUUUGGAGGUUUAGCUAUUACAAUGCCAUUGAAGAUUGAUAUGAUGAAAUAUGCUGAUGAAUUGUCCAUCUCAGCCAAAACAAUCGGUGCCAUAAACACUAUGAUCCCUCUCGAAGGUAAACCUGGCAAAUACUUCGGUGAUAACACCGAUUGGUUAGGUAUCAAGAACUCUUUCGUCAGAGACGGUGUUCCUAAUAUUACUAACAUGCCUGUCAAUGGUCUUGUUAUCGGUGGUGGUGGUACCUCAAGAGCUGCACUUUUCGCUUUACACGAUAUGGGAUGUAAGAAAAUUUAUAUGAUUAAUCGUACAAUUUCCAAAAUCGUCGACAUUAAAGAUUCUUUCCCAUCAGACUUUAACAUUGAAAUCUUAGAGUCAAUCGAAGAUGCUGAAAAGUCUGAUCCUGUUUCCUUGGUAGUAUCAUGUAUCCCAGCUGAUAAACCACUUGAUGAUUCUUUGAGUGAAAAGAUUUCUGUCGUAUUGAAGAGAGGUAUUGAAACUAAGGUAGGUGAUUUCACUCCAUCUUUAGUGGAUGCAGCUUAUAAACCAAGAGUCACCCCAAUGAUGAAACUUGCUAAUGAAAAAUAUCAUUGGAAUGUAAUUCGUGGGGUUGAAAUGUUGGUCAAUCAAGGUGAAGAACAAUUUGAAAUCUUUACUGGUAUCAAACCUCCUUAUUCUGCUAUUCAUGAUGCAGUUUUAGCCUUAGAUUAA
This is a messenger RNA of Yamadazyma jaroonii, 4692 nucleotides long. NCBI's taxonomy places the organism in Eukaryota, Fungi, Ascomycota, Pichiomycetes, Serinales, Debaryomycetaceae. The record is from the annotation of a GenBank genome assembly.